Messenger RNA from Aspergillus terreus NIH2624, 1287 nucleotides. RefSeq names its product DUF2841 domain-containing protein. The record is from RefSeq and is a predicted model, not a curated record. Lineage: Eukaryota; Fungi; Ascomycota; Eurotiomycetes; Eurotiales; Aspergillaceae. Bases 1 to 1287 code for a protein of 428 amino acids. The transcript has 4 exons.
AUGGACUCGCCUCUGGAUGGUCUGGCAUCUAUGCAUUUUGCCCUUAUCUAUAUCGACGACAGCGGCAAAGUGCGCUUUGAGGCUUCACCCUCUAUUGCCAACAGCUGCCAGUCCCUCCUGGCGCCUAACGUUACCGAGUCGUUCUUGCGAGCUGUGGCGCUGUCGAAUAAAGGAGGCGAGUCACGGAGUUCAUCCAUCGAUACCUCCAGAAAGAGUUCUCCAUCCCCACGGUCACCUUCUAUGCACGACAAUGGCGAGUCGCAACCGCCAAUAGGAUACCAUGUAGAGAGCCAUAGACCCAAGCGGAAACGCAUCUCACACGAAUCCGUCAUCCCGAUCAGUAUCAACUGCCACCAGAGGACGAUGUUGCCGGUUCAGGAUCACGGCCUCCUGCGACGUUACUACGAGAAAGCCUUUGAGAGCCUGCAGCAGAUCAACUGCAGGAUUCUGGCCAAAGCAUACAUCAAACUGGUGGAGCCCCGGAAGCAGGUCAACUACCCAUACAAUGGACGAAAGAUUAUUCAGGGGACCUCGCAGCAGUUUGAUCCCGAGUUCACGAAGCCCGCGUGGUGGCCUGCUGGAGUAACUCAUAGAGAGCCAGACCAUCUAUUAAAGGCCGAGCGAAUCCGACUGCUUGUUCACAUCCUGUGCGAGCUCCGCCAUAGCCAUGCUAUCACCGUGGACAAGCUGAAAGAGGCAGAUCAAUCGAUCCGCCGGCAGAUACUACCAGCCGAGCGGUUACAAGUACUCGAUGAGAUAUACACUGUGCGAGAAGAGGAGGAGGCGUAUCUGGACGGCCAUACUGAUGGACGAGCGGCCGUGUGUGUAUCGCGGGUACAUCUCCCGGAUAUUAUCGAAACGCAGACACUGGGAUCUCCGAGUUCAGCGCUGAAGCCCGACAUGAACCCGGUGUAUCGGAAGGAAGUUCCGGACAUGGAGUCUCACACAUCUGUCUUCCCUUCCACAGGAAGUUCACCGACUAGCGAGCAGCCUAGACAUGCUGAGAAGGAGGCGGCCACCAAAUCUAGUAGCAGCCUCCCUGCCACUUGGGACGCCUGUGUCCCUCCUCUUGCCAAACAUACCCGCGAUAGUGACCCGACAUAUCACUUGGACAUGUCCAGUCCUUCUAUAUUCCACCAGGAUAACGGUCUUGUUGCCCAGAACUUUCAGUUGAAGUAUUACAGUGAUCAUCUUGGUCCGCAGCAGCACCAUUCCUCGCUCCCGGUGAUGGGGGUCCCAGGACACGAUAUGGGUGCACACCCAUAUUACUUUGGGUACCAGCAUUGA